AUUGAGGAAGAGGCUGACUGGUGAAAGCUGGAGGCUCAAUGUGGAUGCACUCACUUGGCUCCUCAGUUGACCAAUGAUUAGCUAAUUUCUGAUAAUAGAAAAGGAAACAUAUUGCUCCAAGGCUGCUACUUUCAUUUCCUCAUGGGAAGAAGAAACACUGUAGAAGAAAGGCAGACACAACACACUGAGCCUCUACCAUCAUGGGGAACUGGGCAGUGAAUGAAGGGGUCUCCAUCUUUGUCAUUUUGAUGUGGCUGGGGUUGAACGCUUUCCUCUUUGUCCAGGCCUAUAAGAAGUAUGAUGAUGGACCAAGGUACAAUUACACUCGAAAACUCCUUGGGUCAGCACUGGCCCUGGCCAGGGCCCCUGCUGCCUGUCUGAAUUUCAACUGCAUGCUGAUCCUAUUGCCAGUGUGUCGAAAUCUGCUUUCCUUCCUCAGGGGUUCCAGUGCGUGUUGCUCAACAAGAAUUCGAAGACAAUUGGACAGGAACAUCACAUUUCAUAAAAUGGUGGCAUGGAUGAUAGCACUUCACUCUGCAAUUCAUACCAUUGCCCAUCUGUUCAAUGUGGAAUGGUGUGUGAAUGCCCGUGUCAAGGAUUCAGAUCCAUACUCCAUAGCACUCUCUGAGAUUGGAGACAAAAAGAAUGAAACUUAUCUCAAUUUUGCUAGAGAAAAAAUCAAGAACCCUGAAGGGGGCUUAUAUGUGGCUGUGACACGGUUGGCUGGCAUCACUGGAAUUGUCAUCACGCUGUGUCUCAUAUUAAUUAUUACCUCCUCCACCAAAACCAUCAGGAGGUCUUACUUUGAAGUGUUCUGGUACACACACCAUCUUUUUGUGAUCUUCUUCAUAGGUCUUGCCAUCCAUGGAGCAGAACGAAUUGUUCGUGGGCAGACUGAAGAGAGUAUGAAAUACCAUAAUAUAUCAAUCUGUCAUAAUAAAAUCUCAGAAUGGGGAAAAAUAAGUGAAUGUCCAGUACCACAGUUCUCUGGGAACCCUCCUAUGACAUGGAAAUGGAUAGUGGGACCCAUGUUCCUGUAUCUCUGUGAGAGGUUGGUCAGAUUUUGGCGAUCUCAACAGAAGGUGGUCAUCACUAAGGUGGUCACUCAUCCUUUCAAAACCAUUGAGCUACAGAUGAAGAAGAAGGGAUUCAAGAUGGAGGUGGGACAGUACAUUUUUGUCAAGUGCCCUAAGAUAUCCAAGCUAGAGUGGCAUCCUUUCACACUGACCUCUGCACCUGAGGAGGACUUCUUUAGCAUCCAUAUCCGUAUUGUAGGGGACUGGACAGAGGGUCUUUUCAAUGCCUGUGGCUGUGAUAAGCAGGAGUUUCAAGAUGCCUGGAAACUACCUAAGAUAGCAGUUGAUGGGCCCUUUGGCACAGCCAGUGAAGAUGUGUUCAGCUAUGAGGUGGUGAUGUUAGUGGGAGCAGGAAUUGGAGUCACACCGUUUGCCUCUAUUCUCAAGUCUGUCUGGUACAAAUAUUGCAAUAAUGCCACCAAUCUGAGGCUCAAAAAGAUCUACUUUUAUUGGUUGUGCCGGGACACACAUGCCUUUGAGUGGUUUGCAGACCUGCUGCAGUUGCUGGAGACCCAAAUGCAGGAGAGGAACAAUGCUGACUUCCUCAGCUACAACAUCUACCUCACUGGUUGGGAUGAAUCUCAGGCCAAUCACUUUGCUGUGCACCAUGAUGAGGAGAAAGAUGUGAUCACAGGACUGAAACAGAAGACUUUGUAUGGACGACCCAACUGGGAUAAUGAGUUCAAGACAAUUGCAAGUCAACACCCUAACACCAGAAUAGGAGUUUUCCUCUGUGGGCCUGAAGCCUUGGCCAAAACGCUCAAUAAACAGAGCAUCUCCAACUCUGAGUCUGGCCCUCGUGGAGUGCAUUUCAUCUUCAACAAGGAAAACUUCUAACUCAUCUCAUCUAUUCCAGGAGGAAACAAAUAUUGAUUAUGCUGCCAAAUGCCCAGAUAAUUCUUGUUGAUUGUGUGAGUUCCUUCCUUUCAAGAAUGGAGGAGGAAAAGAAACUAUAAUGUAAUUGUUUCCUUAGUAGCAAUGCCAAAGACAUUGCCAAAAACAAAUGCUUUCUGCUGAUGCAUUAUAUUAGCAUGGAACUUUAUGCUCUUUCAGAGCACUUUUACAAAUAUUAUUUCAUUUUCCCCUAUGAAAUGCCAGAAGGUAGAAGAACAAGGAUUUCUAGACUCUCUGUAAGAUAAAAGUAGGGGCUCAGAAAGGCUCAGCAGCUCCUCUAAGAUUAUGAAGCAGUAACCAGUACUAGGUCACCUAGCUCCAAGUUUCAUAGUUUGUCCACAACACUAGGAUGCCUCAAAAAUCUUUUUUAGUCCCCCUAGAGGAAGCAGGUAAAGGAACAGAUCAUUUCCUAUUUUGUGUCAUCUUUAAAAUUAGUGUCAUACAGAAGAUUUUCCAUACAGUUAGAAAAUACUAUAUGCUGACUGGCUUAAUACUUACUAGUGAUGUAUGGUUAUCACAGCAUAUUCCAUUUCUACCAGCACAGCAGCCUAAUUGAGUCAGAAGGUCUUCCUAUACAGGAAUGUUAGACUGAUAAGUGUAGCACUCAGCAUUUAGUGUGAUGCUUGGCAGAGAGUGGAUAUGCAAGAUUAAUUUGCUGAAUGAAUGAAUGAAUCAGAACAUUUUGAAAUAUACAGUGUCAGAAUUAGAUUAACUUAAGGCCUUAAAGUUACCCAAGGAAAUAUCUUAGGGUUAUUUUACAGACCAGUGAAUCCUAAUUCUUCUGAAGGUAGAGAACAGUAUAUGAACCAGUAGGAUGUCCUGGAGGGUUCACCUCACUCUUUUUUGGAGGAAGGAAGGAUGAAGACAGAGACCUAGUCUCCUGUCAUACUGCUGGCUAACAACUCUUAUCCAACUCCCUAUGGUAGGUAAGAAGACAAUGCUGUUUUACUGAUAGAAGUGGGGUGUUCUUACUAACACUUGAGAAUUUAGAAUUUAAGAAUUUUAUCAACCAUGUGUGGAUGUGGAUACAUGUAAUCCCAGACUCAGAAGGUAGAGCAAGGAGGAUUAGGUUUAAUUUGGCUACCUAGCAAGUUUGAGGCCAGCCUAGAGUAUAGGAGAUGAUGUAUAUAUAUUAAAAAAAAAAACUUCUAACAAAUAUGUAUCUAAAAUAUUGAUCUUGCUUAGAGCCCAUCCCUUCUUUUACUUAAAUACCCAUUCAAAUGCAUCUCACACAUAUGAAUAAUAAUUUAUUUAAAUUACAGUAUCUUCACCAUCACUAUUAUUAUCAUUGCCAUCUUCCUGAAGUGUAUAUCCUAGAAAUUAAAAUCCCCCAAAUAAUUGGAUCAACAGUGAACUCAUAUACAACUGGAUGCUCUGUUUAGAGCAUUUAGUUAUUUAGGGAGAUGCUUAAUACCUGUUAAGGCAGCUAGAAUUUUUUUUUAUUAGAACUGCUACAAUUCCUGGGAACUUAAAACAGCUUUGUUCACUCUAUCCUAUAGGGACACAAUGAUUUACAACUAUUCAACUUUGGUAAUGAAGAAGAAAGACAAUAGAGAGACAAGCAGAAGACUUGUCAGGGGGAAAGGGAAGGACAAAUAGAGCCUCUCUAGAUAUGCACAUUCCACCUCUCAGAAAUCCACAAGAAGAUUUGGCCUUGAAAAAAUGUUCAGCCUCUUCAUGUUGCACCCUAGGUAUUAGUUCAUUCAUUCAGUUUUACUUUACUAUAACUCAGGUGCUUUGUGAAUAGAUUCAAUUCUUUAUCCAAAACAUGAAGUAGGGGAUGGAGAGAUUGCUCAGUGGUUAAGGUGCUUGCCAACAAAGCUAAAAGACCCAGGUUCAAUUCUCCAGUAUAUAUGUAAAGCUAGAUGCACAAGGUGGCACAGGUGUCUGGAGUCUUUUCUUUGCAGUGGCUAGAGGCCCUGGUGUGCACAUUAUCUCUUCCUCUCUAUCUGCCUCUUUCUUUCUCUCUCUUUCAAAUCAAUAAAUAAGAUUUAAAAAAUGAGCUGGAAGAGAAACCUCAACUAUAUGGAACCUAAACAUAUUGGCUAUUUCUAAUGUAGGUGUCAUACAUAAAUCCAGCUUAGUUUUCUGCUCUGAGACUAUUUUUUAAGGUUUUAUACAUUUGAUACCAAAAUAGGAAUCAAAAUAAAGAUAUGUGUCCUGUUUUACUGUGAUGAUGAGACGGAAAAUGAAUGUAAAAGUGCUUGUCAUUUGAGAACUUCUCUAUUCUUCUCCCGGGCUCUCAGCCAUUAGCUAUCAGCUGCCAUCUGCCUGCACAGCUCUUUUAGUAUUUACUACUUAGAAUUUAGCAGCAAAUAUUGAUAUCUGGAUUUAGUAACACAUACUGAAUGAGAAUGCAUUUUUUUCCUCAAGGCUACAAAGGCUUUUUUUUAGUUCUUUUGCUUUUGCAAUAUUGUGUUUAUUAUAUUUGAACACUUGCAGCCAUUAUAUAUGAUUAGUUUUCUUGUGGGAAGAUGUGGAGAUA
This is a messenger RNA of Jaculus jaculus (lesser Egyptian jerboa), 4455 nucleotides long. It is a transcript of the gene Cybb, whose product is annotated as cytochrome b-245 heavy chain. Gene Ontology annotation, cellular component: plasma membrane; NADPH oxidase complex. Gene Ontology annotation, molecular function: superoxide-generating NAD(P)H oxidase activity. Gene Ontology annotation, biological process: superoxide anion generation; defense response. The record is from RefSeq and is a predicted model, not a curated record. The coding region runs from base 201 to 1913 and encodes 570 amino acids. NCBI's taxonomy places the organism in Eukaryota, Metazoa, Chordata, Mammalia, Rodentia, Dipodidae. The transcript is spliced from 14 exons.